CGGGCAGCUCCCGCGCCCGGGCGGCGCAGCGGGGCGAGGCGGCUCGUGCCGGCGAGGGAAAUUUCAAAUAUGUUUCAACUUCCCGUGGAAAAUCUUGACAACAUCCGAAAGGUACGGAAAAAGGUGAAAAGCAUUCUUUUGGAUAUCGGACUUGACAGCUGCAAGGAGUUACUUAAGGACCUUAAAGCCUUUGAUCCAGGAGAGAAGUACUUUUAUAACACGUCAUGGGGAGAUGUUUCUCUCUGGGAACCUUCUGGAAAGAAAGUGCGGUACCGAACCAAGCCGUACUGCUGCAGCCUCUGUAAAUACUCAACCAAGGUGCCAACCUCAUUCAGGAACCACCUGCACCGCUACCACGAGGAUGAAAUGGACCAGGAGUUGCUGGUCCCAUGCCCACACUGUGCAUUCGCAUCUCAGCCCAAAGUUGUGGGGAAGCACUUGCGGGUGUUCCACGCCCCUACCCGCAAGGUCCAGAACUACACUGUGAACAUUCUGGGCGAAGCCAAGUCACCCCGCAGUGACUUCAUCAGUUUCACAUGUUUGAAAUGUCACUUCUCCAACACGCUGUACUACAUCAUGAAGAAGCACGUGCUGGUCGCCCAUUUCCACCACCUUAUCAAUGCCUACUUUGGUCUGCGGACGGAGGACCUGGGUGAACAGUCGAAGGCCGGCGACGCGUGUGCUGCCGACAAGACACCAGCCCCCAACAAGUAUUACUGCAAGAAAUGCAGCGCCAGUGCCUGCAGCCAGGAUGCGUUAAUGUACCACAUCUUGACAUCAGAGAAGCACAGGGAUUUGGAGAAUAAGCUUCGGUCUGUGAUUUCAGAGCACGUUAAGAAAACCGGUCUGCUGAAGCAGAUGAAUAUUGCUCCCAAACCAGCUGCAAAUGUGGCCGCUCCCCCUCCCAGCGGUGCUCCAGGCAUUCCAGCCACACCACCCUGCUUCCACCUUGCCUUGCCACCCAGCCAAAGCCAAACCCUAGUUCAGCCCGUCUCCCUGGCCUCGGGCGCUUGUGGGGGACUUGCCCCCCAGCCCCCCGGUGCCAUGGCCAAGUCCCAGGUGGCACUCAUCUCCAGCUCGCUGCCCACAGGCCCCAGCAGCCUGGCUCUGCAAACACCAGUCUCCCAGCCAGUCUUCAUGUCACAUGGAGUCCCACCCAACCAGCCUGUGCGCCCCACCCUGCUGCCCCUCAGCCAGCCUGUCAGGCCCAUAGCCGACUCAUCGGAGACCAUCCUCCAGAGGGUUCUGCCACUCACUCCACCUGCCGGGCCCCUGAGCAGGCCCGCUGGGCCUGGCACUCUGCCGGGAAUCAGGCCUGCCGGGUCUGGUGUCCUGCCUGUAGGGCAUGCGGUGGCCCCUGGGGUUCUGCAGGCCAUCUCACCAGGAGUGAUCUCUGUAGGCCAGACAGUCCCUCCAGCUGUGCUUCCUGCUAGCCAGGUGGCCCCCACGGGGGUAGUUCCUCCAGGACAGAUGGCUUCUGCGGGGGUCCUUCCUGCCAGCCAAAUGGUCCAGUCAGGGGCACUCCCCAUUGGCCAGACGGCACCGGCAGGCAUGUUCCCAGCUGGGCUGACGGUCCCGCCCCGGGUGUUGCCCCCUGGGCAGACGGUCCCAUUGCAGGUCCUCCCUACGGGCCAGAAGGCCUCAUCAGGAGCACUUCCCACCAGUGGCCAGGUGGUCCCAACAGGGCUGCUUCCUCCCACCCAGGGGGUCUCAUCAGGGGUACUGCCUGUGGGCCAGAGCAUGAGCCCCAGUGUCCUGCAGCUUGGCCAGCCUGUUGUGUCAGGCAUGCUUCCUGUGGGCCAGUCUGUGCGACCUGGCCUCCUGCAGCUUGGUCAGUCUGUCAGCAGCAGCCUCGUGCCUGGGAGCCCACCUGUCAGGCCAGGCACUGCACCCACCACCACCCUCCUCACCUCGGGCUCCAUCCUCAGGCAGCUCAUCCCCACGGGAAAGCAGGUGAACGGCAUUCCCACCUACACACUGGCUCCUGUCUCGGUCACCCUGCCUGUGCCCUCAGGGGGCGUCUCGGCCACUGGCCCACCCCAGUUGCCCCUCCAGCUGCUGCAGCCCGGGGUAACUGGCCUGCCUCCACCCCCCAUGGUGGUGAGUACUCCUCAGAGCAUGUUUGUCCAGGCCGCGGCGUCUGGGUCUGAGGCGAGCCAUGCCCUCAGGCAGGCCAAGCAGUGGAAAACCUGCCCCGUGUGCAAUGAGCUCUUCCCCUCCAACGUGUACCAGGUGCACAUGGAGGUGGCGCACAAGCACAGCGAGGCCAAGCCCAGCGAGAGGCUGGAGCCCGAGAAGCUGGCCGCCUGCGCGCCCUUCCUCAAGUGGAUGAAGGAGAAGACUGUCCGCUGCCUGUCCUGCAAGUGCCUGGUCCCCGAGGAAGAACUCAUCCGCCACUUGCUGAACCAUGGCCUGGGCUGCCUCUUCUGCCCCUGCACCUUCCACAACCUCAGGGGCCUCUCGGAGCACUGCCGGACCAAGCACAGGGGCAAGGAACGGCUGCCCGUGGACUACAGCGGCCGGGGCUUCCAGCUGGAUGUGGACGCCAGUGGCGGCCUGCUCUUCCCCCACAUCGACUUCAUCACCCUCUUGCCAAAGGAUGAGCUCGGCGAGCGGGAAGUCUAUCUGGCUGUGCUGGCCGGUGUUCACUCAAAGGCCCUUGUGCCUGUGUACAUCAAGGUGCGACCCCAGGCAGAGGGCGCCACCAGCACCCCCCGCCAGCAGGUGCUGACCUGCCCUUUCUGCUUUGGCACGUUUGUGACCACGGAGGCGUACGAGGUACACUUGAAGGAGAGGCACCAUAUUACACCCACAGUGCACACGGUCCUGAAGUCACCUGCCUUCAAGUGCAUCCACUGCUGUGGGGUCUACACUGGGAACAUGACCCUGGCGGCUAUUGCCGUCCACCUGCUGCGCUGCCGGAGCGCCCCGAAGGACAGUAGCUCGGAGCUGCAGCUGCAGCCCGGCCUCAUCGACAAUAGCGGGCUGCUCUUGGUCAGCGGGGAGAUGCUCCACGAGGCCGGCUUCUCGGUGAAGAGGAAGCUCCCCGAGGGCCACCUUGGGCCCGACGAGCCGAGGGCCGGGGACGAGCAGCCUGUCCUGGAUGGCGGCGACACCUCACUCGCUCUGGAAAAGGCGGCAAGUGCCAUUCCUUUUAAGAGGCAGAAGAACGAGAGCAGGACAGAUGCCCCAACGAUUACUGACGAGGCGCUGGAGAUCCUGGCGCUGAACCCCAGAAAGUACGAGGACCGUUCCUAUGAGGAGAAGAAGCAGUUCCUGAGGGACUAUUUCCAUAAGAGGCCCUAUCCCAGUAAAAAGGAGAUUGAACUGCUCUCCUCACUCCUCUGGGUGUGGAAAAUCGAUGUGGCUUCGUUUUUUGGGAAACGAAGAUAUAUUUGCAUGAAAGCAAUAAAAAAUCACAAACCUUCUGUACUUUUAGGCUUCGAUAUGUCUGAGCUUAAGAACGUCAAACACAAAUUGAACUUUGAGUAUGAACCUCAGAACUUGUAAAAAUAAGGAAAAUCUAAACUAGGUAAUUGGCCGUUUUACCUAUUGAAAUUUUGAAACAUUACUUUCUCCACUAGUGUGUUGGGCUGAUUUGGUGGUCUUGAUGCUGCUCUUCAGAUUAAUUCAGGUGCUCAGAAAGACUGUUCUGUAAGGGAGUGCAUCGAUUUUUUCACAUUUAUUUCCUGUGGUUGAUUUUGUAAUUAUUAUUUAAAAAAAUUUUUUUUUAAUUACAGUUUUCCGUCACGUGAAUUGAAUCUCUGAUGCUUCAUGCACGCCGUUUUCCUGGUGGUGAACUCCACAAACUGCUGCUCGGUUCCCGUUUCAGCUUCCCGAGGGCUGCCACAUCCUGUGUCAUCUGGUUCACCUGGCUGCACACCCCUUCAGGGCACCCUGGACUCUAAAGUGUCUGCUGACUAGAUGAGCCCUUUGAUUUACCUUUCUGGCGAUGUUUCGGUAGAAUUCCUAGGGGGACCAGAUGUUUUCAUUUGCUGAAAUACCCUGACCCUGGUGGCUGGUCUGUAGCUCCUGCAUCAGAAUUGAUGUACAGUACAGUGGUUCUGUGGGGCAGAAACGCUCUCUGGUGUAGGCGCCUCACCUUUUUUGAUGUGGUGAUCAUUUCUCCAUUCAGAGGUGAGACAAGAAAUCUUUAGUGCCUUUAGAAUAAACAAUAAUAAAAUGUCUUCUAAUUUAACUGUCCAUGAACUAGUAAGAGGGAAGGACCACAUUACUCAGGAAUAAAAAUUUUAACCCUGAGUGUGGUUAUAAGUUGAAACUUUAAACAGGUUUUCAUGGGACACCAUGAGGCAAAGAGGGCAGAUGGCAACCCCUGGGUUGGUGUAUUGAUUUUUUGGGAAGAAGCUCCUGAGAGGUCAGCAUGAAUCCUGGGCUCCCCACUCCCACGCUGUCUGAGUUGGUGGGACUGUCAGUUGUUAGAGGCCCCAUUGUAUAACUGUUCUCUAGUUUCUUAAACAAUUGUCAAGAAUUGCUUCAAGUGCCAGAGCCAGUGGUGGAGAGCUGCCAGGUGCCCAGGUGGCAGGUAGCUUGGUCAGGAGCCCAUUGGAGGGCAGCCCCACCUGGCCGGGUGGGCAGAGCCUCUUGGAAACACAGUAGAGCUCAUUCAGUGGUGGUUGUACACAUGUACCUUUGCAUGUCUGGUCAUCGUGUGCAUUUAAGGCUAUUGUGAAGUUUGUCUGUGAUUGUCAGCGUCCUCUUACAAAUUCAAAAUAAGAGCUUGUUGAACUUUAUUUUUUUUUUAACCUGUUGUUUUCAGAGUGCCUAUUUUGAAUUAAACUUGUUACACCACA
This is a messenger RNA of Echinops telfairi (small Madagascar hedgehog), 4811 nucleotides long. RefSeq names its product ADNP homeobox 2 (gene ADNP2). Gene Ontology annotation, biological process: regulation of gene expression. The coding region runs from base 70 to 3510 and encodes 1146 amino acids. Gene Ontology annotation, molecular function: DNA binding. The record is from RefSeq and is a predicted model, not a curated record. Gene Ontology annotation, cellular component: nucleus. The transcript is spliced from 4 exons. Lineage: Eukaryota; Metazoa; Chordata; Mammalia; Afrosoricida; Tenrecidae.